Molecule: messenger RNA, 840 nt
Organism: Limulus polyphemus (Atlantic horseshoe crab)
Lineage: Eukaryota; Metazoa; Arthropoda; Merostomata; Xiphosura; Limulidae
Product: leukotriene A-4 hydrolase-like
Exons: 5
Coding region: 148-825 (225 amino acids)
Biological process (GO): peptide catabolic process
Cellular component (GO): cytosol
Molecular function (GO): epoxide hydrolase activity; aminopeptidase activity
Source: RefSeq, a predicted model, not a curated record
AGCAUUCAAGUGAUAAGAUAAUACCGGUAUUUCAGGUAUUGUAUCUCAUAUAACGUUGUUUGGUAGGAACAGUUUGGAUUAUUGUAACAAACGUUUGGUUUGAACAUACAAGUUUUCGAAAACAACUUGACUGUUACUAUUAUCAAAAUGGAAGCACUUAGCCCCAGCGAUCCAAAUUCAUUUUCACGUCCGGAAGAAUGUAUUGUUAUUGGAAUUCAUAUCGAUUGGGAGGUAAAUUUUGAAAAUCAUAUACUGACUGGCUUCGUUGACUUGACCGUAGAGAAGAAAGACACCAGCGCAAGUCAUUUGGUUUUAGAUACACGGGAUCUUACUAUCAAAAAUGUAGUAGAUAAAUCAACCGACAAACCAUUGAACUACAAAUGUGGAGAGCCAGUCCUCACUUUUGGUUCCAAGCUGGAAAUUGAGCUCCCAGAAAAUAUGGAAAAUCGGAAAGAGUUUAGAGUAUUCUAUGAGACCAUUCCAAGUAGUAGUGCCCUUCAGUGGCUAAUACCAGAACUAACAGCAGGAAAGAAACAUCCUUACCUCUACAGCCACAGUGAGGCUAUACAUGCUCGUUCUAUGCUUCCUUGUCAAGACUCUCCUGGAGUUAAGAGUCCAUAUACGGCUGUGGUGCGAGUUCCAAAAGAUUUGGUUGUUCUGAUGAGUGCUGUGCGUGAUGGAGAGGAAGACUGUGAAAACACAAACCUGAAAGCUUUUAAGUUUACCCAGAAGGUCAGUUCCACAAGCUUCCAAACAGAUGGAGCUGUAUUUUACUGUUGUUCCAAAUAUUCUGUCAAUGAUGAACUGUCCAAUGUUGGACGGUGAUGAAUUAUGAUCCUA